UCGGGAAGAAGCAUCCAACCGCAGCUGAACUGUGUGCACGCAUGUGGCGUAUGGACAUCACAUACGAGUACUUUUGUGACUCGCUCGUGCAGCUCAAUGUAUUGAGUCCGGAGGCUGUGGGGGCGUUUAAGGACAAGUAUAGAGACUUGCACUCGAUGGUGGCAAUGGUUCAUGCUUUCCAGAAGAAAUCAAGGGAAUCUGCAUCUCAAGGGGCACAGGGAACAGAGCAGGCAACAGCCAAUGGCUACUCACAACAGACACAGAUCCCUCUCAACCAGACCCACAUGCAAGCACCUGCCCAGCAG
This is a messenger RNA of Sphaeroforma arctica JP610, 305 nucleotides long. RefSeq lists its product as hypothetical. The annotation marks the transcript as partial. The record is from RefSeq and is a predicted model, not a curated record. The transcript is spliced from 2 exons. Lineage: Eukaryota; Ichthyosporea; Ichthyophonida.